Molecule: messenger RNA, 1485 nt
Organism: Quercus lobata
Lineage: Eukaryota; Viridiplantae; Streptophyta; Magnoliopsida; Fagales; Fagaceae
Gene: ATN
Product: cyclin family
Exons: 5
Coding region: 198-1253 (351 amino acids)
Biological process (GO): cytokinesis by cell plate formation; regulation of phragmoplast microtubule organization
Cellular component (GO): microtubule associated complex; preprophase band
Molecular function (GO): microtubule binding
Source: RefSeq, a predicted model, not a curated record
AAACCCGUUUGAGUUUGACUUAGUCACUUCGGAGAGGAACUAAAAAGAAAAGAGUUUGAGAGAGAGACAGAGAGAGAGAGAGAGAGAAACUCAAAGUGAUAAAUUUUCAAUCUUUGGCUCAUGGGUAUUUAGAGAGAGAGAGAGAGAGAGAGAGAGAGAUUUGAGACCCACUUGGGGUUUUCUUCUUUACUGCGAAAAUGGUUGCAAGAACCCCACAAAAACUGAAGAAAAUGGUAGCACCUAUCAAUCCGGUCCUACUCAGAGAAACUGUAAAGAAGGUGGAUAGGUGUAUGGCUAGGCUGCAAGAGCUACAAUACACAGUGUCAGGUGGGACAAAGGUGAUAUCAGGGGUGAGUCUAAGCCCUCGCAGUACCAGGGGUUAUCUGAGGACCAGUCUCAGAUGCAAGCAAGAGUCUGCAAGGAUCAAGAAUGCUACCUCUAAGAAAUCUCCAGUGGGGAAGUUUCCAGCUCACACAGGAGAGGAAUGGCGUAGAAUGUCAUUACCAGCAAUGCUUGUAGGUGAAACGGUUGGAGAAAUUCUACAAGCAAGCCAAUUUGCAAGAGAAAUAGUAGCAGCAGUUGUUAACAAAACCAAGAAAAUCACACUUGAUGAUCCUAAAACUCCAGUAACUCAACGGAGGAACCAGAGGCCACAACCAGAAAACACAGAACUCAGGACUAGAAGAAAGAGGGAGAAGCAAAACAAAUUGCAAUUGAUUCGAUCAGAGUCUGAUACACCAUCACUUCAAAGGGCUCGUUCACGAAUCAACUUCAAAGUUUCACCCCCAAAGAUUAGAGAAUUGGACAAAGAAAAUAGCCGAUAUUUGGCAAAUAGAAUAUCCCCCAAGAAUAGACCAUGGGCUAAAAAGACAGUUUUAUUCCCCAAUCCUUUGUUCUUGUCUACAGCUUCUGCACAGCAACAGAAGUUUUGCAAGACAAGGUCUCCAGUUAUAGCAAGAAACAAACAAACACCACAUAAGUUCUUAAUUAAGUCUCCACCAUCAGCUUCUUCCAAGUUUCAAGUCAAGAUCAAGAGCCCCCCAGUGGUUUCUCUUUCUCCCACUAGGCAUACAAGUUUGAGCAAGAAGUCUCCAAAGAUGUCAACUGCAUCAAAGUUGCGCCGGUCUUUCUCUCCUUCAAGACUGGCAACUAGAUUGGUGUCUCCAUUGAGGAGCAGAAAGGGUGUACAGAAGAUUGAUGGGCUAAUGAGUGGAUUGAAGCAGCGUCCAGCUGUGACACCAAUGCGAUUCUAAAGAUUGAACGUUUUGUUUGAUACUUUCUUGUUGUUCAUAGUUGAUUCUUUUUCUUUGUGGGGAUAUGAGUUUGGUCAUUCAAAGCAUUUGCUGAUGUACAAGUUUGCAAAUAAUUCAUAAAUUCUCAUUGUUUAUGAUACUUUCUUGUUGUCCAUCAUAGUUAAUUCUUUUUCUUUUGUGGGUUUGAGUUUGGUCAUUCAUAGCAUUUGUUGAUGUACAAGUUUGCAAGAUA